Messenger RNA from Puma concolor (puma), 1191 nucleotides. The record is from RefSeq and is a predicted model, not a curated record. Lineage: Eukaryota; Metazoa; Chordata; Mammalia; Carnivora; Felidae.
AUGUUGCGGAGGCUGCUGGAGCGGCCCUGCACACUGGCCCUGCUUGUGGGCUCCCAGCUGGCUGUCAUGAUGUACCUGUCCCUGGGGGGCUUCCGAAGCCUCAGUGCCCUAUUUGGCCGAGAGCAGGGGCCGACAUUUGACUAUUCUCAUCCCCAUGAUGUCUACAGUAACCUCAGUCACCUACCUGGGGCCCCUGUUGCCCCAGGGGGUCCUCCAGCUCCUCAAGGUCUGCCCUACUGUCCAGAACGAUCUCCUCUCUUAGUGGGUCCUGUGUCCGUGUCCUUUAGCCCAGUGCCGUCCCUGGCGGAGAUUGUGGAGAGGAAUCCCCGGGUGGAGCCGGGGGGUCGGUACCGCCCCGCAGGGUGUGAGCCCCGCUCCCGAACCGCCAUCAUUGUGCCCCACCGUGCCCGGGAGCACCACCUGCGCCUGCUUCUCUACCACCUGCACCCCUUCCUGCAGCGCCAACAGCUCGCCUACGGCAUCUACGUCAUCCACCAGGCUGGCAAUGGGACCUUUAACAGGGCCAAGCUGCUGAACGUUGGGGUGCGGGAGGCCCUGCGUGACGAGGAAUGGGACUGCCUGUUCCUGCACGACGUGGACCUGCUGCCCGAGAACGACCACAAUCUGUAUGUGUGUGACCCCCGGGGACCCCGGCACGUCGCCGUCGCCAUGAACAAGUUCGGAUACAGCCUCCCGUACCCCCAGUACUUUGGAGGAGUCUCGGCGCUCACUCCUGACCAGUACCUGAAGAUGAAUGGCUUCCCCAAUGAAUACUGGGGCUGGGGCGGUGAGGACGACGACAUUGCUACCAGGGUACGUCUGGCUGGGAUGAAGAUCUCGCGCCCCCCGACAUCCGUGGGGCACUAUAAGAUGGUGAAGCACCGAGGAGACAAGGGAAAUGAGGAAAACCCCCACAGAUUUGACCUCCUGGUCCGUACCCAGAAUUCUUGGACACAAGAUGGGAUGAACUCACUGACAUACCGACUGCUGGCUCGAGAGCUGGGCCCUCUCUAUACCAACAUCACAGCAGACAUUGGAACUGACCCUCGGGGUCCCCGGACUCCCUCCGGGCCCCGUUACCCACCUGGUUCCUCCCAGGCCUUCCGCCAAGAGAUGCUGCAGCGCCGGCCCCCAGCCAGGCCUGGCCCUCUGCCUACUGCCAACCACACAGCCCCCCAGGGCUCACACUGA